AUGUUUACAAUGAAGCUAGCACUUUUCACCUUGGCGACUCUGUUUUUGACCGCCGCCUCAGCACAGGUUCAACCACAAAAGUUCAAGAGAGAUGGCGCUAUCCCAAUCCUCAGACCUGCCACUCCCUCUGCCUGCAAGCUCAUGGCCACAAUCCUGAAUGGCCUCUGCUCGUUUGCCAAUUAUGACGGAUGCGAGGACAGUAUAUCAUAUGUCCAAUGCAUUUGUUCUGCCCAAAACGACCGUACUGAGGUCUUGAACUGUGCCCGUCACAACUUGAGUAACCUCCUUGUGGGCUAUUGCCCUCUAUGA
Molecule: messenger RNA, 309 nt
Organism: Linnemannia hyalina
Lineage: Eukaryota; Fungi; Mortierellomycota; Mortierellomycetes; Mortierellales; Mortierellaceae
Source: the annotation of a GenBank genome assembly